AUGAUCCUCGUUACUGACGACAUCUUGCCAAGAACGACAAAUAGUGAGAUUGGGGACAUAGUGUGGUCUGACCAUGUCCCAGUGUCAGUAAGGUUGCAAGCCAAAUUUGACCAUAAAGGGAAACCCCCCUGGCGAUUAAAUGACGCCCUAACCAUGCAUAAAGACUUCCGCACUCAACUAAGCCACGACAUUCGUGAAUACUUCCACAACAAUACCUUGCCAGAAUUGGAACCCACAACUACCUGGCAAGCUCAUAAAGCAGUGGUUAGAGGGAUUUUUAUCAGUAGAGCGGCGUAUUAA
This is a messenger RNA of Pelobates cultripes (western spadefoot toad), 300 nucleotides long. NCBI's taxonomy places the organism in Eukaryota, Metazoa, Chordata, Amphibia, Anura, Pelobatidae. The record is from the annotation of a GenBank genome assembly.